Molecule: messenger RNA, 42718 nt
Organism: Coregonus sp. 'balchen'
Lineage: Eukaryota; Metazoa; Chordata; Actinopteri; Salmoniformes; Salmonidae
Source: the annotation of a GenBank genome assembly
ACAGAAUGAUGGCAAGAAUACAGACAACUUUAAUUGGCCUCCUUCUCCCCUGUCUCCUUCAGGAUUCUUUAAGUAGACAUGGUGAGACACAUCUGAGUUUGAAAAUGUAUUGCGUCAGGGUUUUUUCACAGCAUAGAGAGAUAUUGUACUACUGGAUAAUAGCAAUAUAAUACAAUAUAUCAAUUUCUAUGUGUCGUUUAAAUGGUUAUGGACAGUCAUUGAACACUAAUGUGUUUUGUUUGUCAGUCCCUCAUGAAGGUGGCCAUGCUUUGCAACCUCGCACCCAGAGAGACUUAAAGAAUGUAGAUCCCACUGUGGUCUUACAGGGGCCAGGAAGUCAUGUAAUAGAUGUAGACGCAAUCCUCCGGAAGCACAAUGUAAGUGUAAUCGGUGUGAAAUGGCUAGCAAGUUAACGGUGCACACUAGUAAUAUUUCAAUUGGUGAUGUCAUUCGCACUGAGACCUUGAUUUUUGUUUGUUUUUUUGGAGCGAUAGGUAACGAUACCACAUGAGAAGGCAGUUGUUAAUGUUUUCAGGAGGUCCCUGGUUCAAGCCCAGGUUGGGGCGAGGAGAGGGAAGGAAGCAACACUGUUACAUAAGAGCCUUAUGCAUUCUGCCUCCAAAAUACACAAAUAUUUUUUAACCAUGCUUGGUCCCUCUCUUGUAGCAUAUGACAGUUGUUUGUCCAUACAGUUUUGUCUGGUUUCCACUUGGUGGAUAAUACUGUUCAAAUGUGAUUAGUUUAGAAUUUGGGUGUUAGAAUAAUGUUCUGUUUUUCCUCUUAUUUUUCAUACCUUCAGAUCACUCUACCAAAUGGCUCCCUUGGUCAGGUAAGAACUUUACGAACUUUGCCUUUGCAACACAAAUAACUAAGUUGAUUACACAACGAGUUUUACUUAAAAUACUGUGUUGGCUUAAAAUACAUGUCUUCGGCAAGUUGUAUUUUAGUUUAUAAUCUGAUGCAUUACAACAGAUAUAGCAAAAAAGCAAGUGGAUUUGUUCUCCCCAUUAGUGAGAUUGUUGUACCUGUUUAUAUGGUCUGUGGUUAGUCAAGGACGUAUAUUUAAAAGAACCUGUCUGGUUCAUUAAUUGGAUCAUGAAUGAAACUAGAAAGGAGUCAAACAUUCAUAUACUCAAACAAAAGAACAACUUUACAACAUUCAUGUCAAUAUCAAAAUAAUUUACAGAGUUGAGCAAAAGUUGAUAUUAUAGUUCAUCCAACUUAAAAUGUAUAGUUCAGCUGAUGAUACAUUUUCAUAUUUAAGUUAAACAACACAUUUAAACAACACAUUUUCCUAACUCAGGAAUGUACCGGUAACCAUAGCCGCAGGAAGUAGGGGUGCUGAGGGUGCUGCAGCACCCCCUGAAAAAUCAGAAUAAAAACAAAAGAUUAAUAAAAACAAUAUGUAUUUUUGAAACAAUUUUUUUCUCCACUAAAGUAGUGCACUGGGCCUUUACCAGUCCUGUAUUUAGCGGACUGAUAUAGUCGUCUGCAGUGCGGGCAAAAUUAUUUUUUCACAAAAGUAAUGCACUGGGCCUUUACUAGUCCUGUAUUAGCAGACCGAUAUAGCCUUCUGUAGCGCAAUAAAAAAUUCAGCCCCCCCUGCUGGGCAGGCGAUUAUUUUGGCUUCCAUGGCAAUGCCCCCAUAGGAUGACAAUGCCCCCAUCCACAGGGAAUGAGUGGUCACUGAAUGGUUUGAUGAACAUGAAAACAAUGUAAACCAUAUGCCAUGGCCAUCUUAGUCACCAGAGCUCAAUCCAACUGAACACUUAUGGGAGAUUCUGGAGCGGCGCCUGAGACAGCAUUUUCCACCACCGUCAACAAAACACAAAAUUAUGGAAGCUGCUCUGGCUCGUGGUGGCCCAACGCCCUAUUAAGACACUUUAUGUUGGUGUUUCCUUUAUUUUGGCAGUUACCUGUAUGUUAGUAAAACAUUCCUGCCCCAAAGUUGAGCAAACUAGAAAUGGUGUGGCAGCUGGUUGCCUUAAUUUUUUUUAAAUGUUGAGUCAACUUACAUUUUUCUUUACAGUGCACUGUUGUGAACAGCUGUGAGGGUGAGUACCUUGCUUUUGCAAACACUUCUUCAUGUAAAAUCUAUUUUUAUACUUGUAUCAUAAGAUGCUGUGAUGUGACAAAUGAUUAUAUUGAACCUAUGUUAUUUUAACACAACUGUGUUCUCAGGUCUGAAAGAGCAACUGGAGCACACAGACAGACAAUUGCAGGAGAAAACCAGCCACACCAUUCAACUGGGUGAGCUGUUGUAUUGCUGCUGGUCAUACAUGUCGCUGACAGCGCGGUCACCCUUUUUCUAGCUCCUAGCCAACUUUGCAGUAUUUUGUAUUUUUUGGUAUUAUUACUUACAUUAUUUGCUCAGAACGUUUCUAGUAUUAUUAUUUCGGACUCUGACAUUGCUCGUUCUAAUAUGUCUUAGUUGUGUAUUGUUAUUGUAUUGCUUGAUAUUGCUGCAUUGUUGGAGCUAGAAACUUAAGCAUUUCGCUGAGGCAUAAGCGACAUAAGCGACCCCAAAAAACAUUUAUUAAAAAAUGUUUAGCAACUAGUCAGGGUCUCAAUUUACUUGUAAUGUCAAUCACUGACAGUCACUCAAUUACCCAUGUCAGCUAACAAUUUUUAGAUUUAUAAGUUAGUCUAGCCAGCUAUCUAAACUUGUAGUGAUCAUGGCCGAAUACCGACCGGGCAUGCUGGGCACGUGCCCAGAGGUCCUGACCUUCAGAGGGCCCCCAUUGAUUUUUUUUGUCACUCUCACUCAGAUAUCAUUAACAUGGCAUAAAGAUGUCAUGGCAAAAUGUGUAGAAUUGCAGGUAAUUAACUUUAAAACGCAAAUAUGUUUUAUCUCUGCCGUCAAGGGGGGUCCACUUAGGGCCCCCAAAAGGCUAGAGCCAGCCAUGAUUUCGCUGCAUCUGCGAUAAUAUCUGCAAAACUGUGUAUGCGACCAAUAGUCUUUAAUUUAACUCAGCAUCUAAGACCAAAUAUUCAAUGUCCAGUGUGGCAACCAAUUAAAUGUCUCUAAAACUCUUUAUUAUUCCUUUUAGAACAGGAAGUGUUUAGACUGAAGUUCACAGUGAGACAGUUGAGACUGAAGUCGACAUCCUGCGGUCUGGAAACAUCAAAUCAAAUUGCCAGUAAGUAUUACCUCACCACUACAACUCUUAUAUUUUAAUCAUAAGGGGGGAUAUGUCAAACAACUUCUUAUAGAACAACUGUACUAUGGUAAAAUACGGGUAAUGCUUGAAACAAUAUAAUAUAUCUAACAGAACUGCAAGCUCAGUUGGAGGAUAAGAUGAGUCUACUGGAACAGAUGUCGAAUGACAAUGGAAACCUGGGUGAGUGGAGCUGACUUGAUUGGUAUUGCCAUAAAUGAUAGAUUACAGGUAGAAACCCUGUCACUCAUAUUUAUUUAAUUUUCUUAUUUUUCUCAUUACAGUUCUGAGGAUCACAGCUCUUACCUAUGAAGUGAACGAACUACAGAAGAAGGACACAAACACCUCAACUUCCACCAAGAUCACUGGUAAGAAUGUUGUUUAUUAUACCUUCUCUCCAUGACCAUAACCAUGUUUCCAAAAAUUACAUAGACACUCUUCAACUCCACUCUGUUCAACAUUUGUUACAAUGUAUAAUUUGCUGCAGUGAGUUAUCCCCACAUAAUCUAAAGUGCUAUGAAACCUAGUGAAAAAAAAGCCAAUUUCAAUGUGGUCUAUCAAAUCAAGGUAAUGAUUUUUGUACUGUUCUAAACUGUGUUAAAAUAACAAUGUUAACAACUACCUUACUGGUUCUUUAUGAAGGAUGUUUAUUUGUCUUUUAGACCUACUGAGCCAGCUGGAGGAAAAGAACAAACAAUUGCAGUUUAAAACAGAACAACUUGAAAAGAACAGUCGCAGCGCUCAACGUAGUAAGAGAAGAAACCUGUUAUUUCAGUGUUCAUGUUACUGUUCAGUAGUGGUGAAUGGUUCAGAAUCAUGGAAUCAUUUUCAGUCCAGUUUCUCACAAAAAAUGCAGGAUAGCAAAAUGCAGUUAUCUUCAGUUUUGUACUUUUUAAGCAUGCAUGUGUAAUUUCACGUGACAAUGAUGUUUGUUAUUUUUUAGUUCUUGAGAUCAUUGAACUGCAGACCCAGAUCUGGGAGGUAGAGAAAACAAAACACAGUCAGGAGACUUUAACCCAAAUCACUGGUACAGUAUAAUCUAAACUACUCAAGAUUUAUAAAUGUUAUAAAUGUUCAGUUUUGUAUUUUUCCAAUACACUGCAUCCCUUUACCAUAGAAUACUUUCCUUCUUCCUUUUCCAAAAGCCUGGUGCCUGCAAAUGUUGUAUUUAUCAAUAAUUGUACUAUUGUUGUGUCCAGUUCUACAGAGACAACUGGAGGCCAAAAUCAAUGAACUAGAGGGCAACUCCAAAGGGAGUGAUGACUCCAAAAUAGGUCAGUUUGUUUGGGUUGGAUUACUGAAACUGAUUCACCUGAAAAUAAACAUUUGCACGGCAAACAGACACCUACUCACACAAGAUAGCACACAUACUGAGAAUAUCAUUGGAGAAUGUCUUCCAGAAUACAUAGCCAAGUUGUCUCUCUUGGCUUUUCAGUGGUGAUGAUGAUCACAUUGGAGAGUGAGGUUACAGAGCUACAGAGAAGGAUCUCAGAGCUCACAGAGGAAUCCAAAACUAAAAUGACAGGUGACUAAAUAGUUAUUUUAUAGACAGAAUUACCCCCCCCCCCCCCCCCCCCCCCCCCGAACAAGCUAAAUUGCUUUUAUAAAUUAGAUCUACAGAGGCAACUGAAGGAGAUGAACCAGCAACUUAUAAACAAGAUAUUACAACUGCCUGACAACAACACUAACACUGAACUAAGUAAGUGGACAAGUCUCUCUACACAAUGAGAUAUGCUGCAGUACGAUCUAGUGUCUCUGCAUGUCCUACAAACUGCUCUGUUAUUGAUUAUUUCAGCUGAGGAGAUUCUGGCGUUGCAGAAUGCAAUAAAUAACCUAUACAUACAAAUAUCAAACCUACAAAAGAAGACCGAUGCCCAACAUGCAGGUACAUGCCAAUCUUACUUGUAAUUGUUCAUGGUUUCACCACUGACUGUGAACUCUUUUGCACUAAAUGUUGCAUGAUUGGAAGAAUGUCAAAAGCAUUGUGUGUUUUUCUUUUUAGAGCUGCAGAAGAAUUUGAACAACAAGGAAAAACAACAAGAAGCCUGGAAGGAACAACUGAAGGGGGAGGAUGAGGCUAGCAUGCAGCUGAGUGAGUGAAGCAUCAAAAUGUGAUAUUUGUGAUCAUAUCAAACUAUCCAGAUAAUACAAUAGUUAUUUAGAACAAUUUAUGAAAUUUGAUUUGAAGAAGGGAUACAGACUAAAAUAAUCCCAGCCUGUUACUUUUCUCAUUUUCUUUCUCUCUGUCCAGUUAUGAAGAUAAUUUCUAUAAUGAGGGAGCAGAGAGACUUACAGAUACAAACCACACAGGAGAUGCAGACAACAUCCUCCCAGAUCACUGGUGAGAUCUUUAUUGUCAUUAUCUCCAAUGUUCCUGUGAAUGCACCCUCCUGUGAAUGAAAAAUGUAUGCACUCACUAACUGUAAGUCGCUCUGGAUAGGAGCGUCUGCUAAAUUACUAAAAUGUAAAAUGUAAAAUGUAAUGCACCCUCCUGUGAAUGCAACCUCAUUGGUUUGUGUGUAGUAUGAUGCUCUAAUAUCUAUCAAAAUGAACUGUUUGAACUCUAGCACUUCUGCAACAAGUUCAGGACAAAGAGGAUGAGAUUACCAGAGUUCAGGCUGAAAACAAAGGUAAAGACCACAUCCUCUGUUCCUGUCUUGUUUACCACCAGCCAUGUUUAAUGACAGGCCUAGAACGCUAGGCUGCUCUAAUCGUUACUUUACAUGUAAAACCCACAGUGUUCUACAUUUCAUAUUUUAUUUGAUUGUUGUGUUCAUUUGACAAGAAUGUCUGAAAGAUUACGCUCCUUCCUUUUAAAACAGACCUGCAGAAACAGCUGAAGGAGAAUAAUGCAACGUGUUUCAGUCUCGAGAACAAAUAUGACCGUGAGACUAUGUCUUCUUCCUAUCACUAAAGCCAUAACAUUCUACCUGGAAAUAUGUUUCAUUUACCAUGUCCUCAACAUUUAACAUUUAAAAUAAACUAGUUCUCAUACAUUGUGAUGACAUUCUGAGAUGUUGAAACUCCCUUUAUGAUCCUUUGCCUGUUUUGUGUUUGCCUCUCACAGGGGUGAAGGGUGAAUUAGAGGACAAGAUAAACUUACUUAACAGUCAAAAUUCAGGCAACUCCAAACUGGGUGAGUGAGGCCAGUUGGACAGUUUCUUCUAAUAUACAAUAUGUACAAUGUGUUUUCUACAUAGAGAACAGUUGACAGUAGCUUACUGUACAGUAAUAGUAUAUCCUUUUGGUUCUAACAGUUCUAAGUAUUGUGGCUCUGAAUGAUGAAGUGAAGUGGCUGAGGACUCAAAUCAUGUCUCCAGAGGCAGCUGGCAAGAUCGAUGGUGAGUGUCACUGCCAGUGCUUUCCCCUCAUUAUUCCAUGCUCUGCAGAAGGGUUGUUCUGUAAAGAAAAACUGACAUGGUUUAAUUUGUUAUAUUUUAACUGUGUCUGUCUCUCAGAGCUGCAGAAGCAACUGGAGCAGAAGAACCGAGAAUUAAAAACGAAGAGCAACGAACUGCAGGAAAAAAGUUCCAACGGACAAAGGAGUGAGUUUUCCACUGAUUUAACCCAUCCUGAGAGAUCACAUGUAAUGCAAUGCAAUUAUAAUAAAGAAUACACUGUUGAAUUACAAAUUCGACAAAUUCGACAUUUUAGGUUAAUUCGAUCGAGUCAGGUUGUUUAAAAUGUUGUUGUCCUUUUUCAGUUCUGAGAAUAAUUGAGGUGCAGAAUCUGAUAUGGGAGUUCCAGAAAGGAGUGGCUACUCAGAGCAACAUUGACCAGAUUGCAGGUGAGUGAAAGAAGCAUUUCAUUGAUUACAAGGUCAUUUUAGAGAAAUACUUUGAUUAUUUGAGUGUAAAACUACCUAUGAGACAUACAUUAUUCAACUACAUCUGUAACUCUGUUGUGCAUCUUUUGCACAGUGCUACAGAAAGAGCUGAAUGACCUGACUGCUGAAAUGGAGGACAAGGCCGAUGACGGCUCAAAACUGGGUGAGUUUAUGACAAUAGGAUGGACAGGAAAGCUGAAUAUCCCACUGGGCACAAACUGAUUAAUUCAACGUUGUUUCAAUGUCAUUUGUUAAUUUAUUGUGACCUGGAAUCAUAGCCGCAGGAAGUAGGGGUGCUGAGGGUGCUACAGCACCCCCUGAAAAUUAAUAAUGAUACAAAUAUAUAUAUACAGUAUAUACCAGUCAAAAGUUUUGACACACCUACUCAUUCAAGGGUUUUUCUUUAUUUUUUAAAUAAUUUUUAACAUUGUAGAAUAAUAGUGAAGACAUGAAAACUAUAAAAUAACACAUAUGGAAUCAUGUAGUAACCAAAAAAGUGUUAAACAAAUCAAAAUAUAUUUUAUAUUUGAGAUUCUUCAAACAUCCACCCUUUGCCUUGAUGACAGCUUUGCACACUCUUGGCAUUCUCUCAACCAGCUUCAUGAGGUAGUCACCUGGAAUGCAUUUCAAUUAACAGUUGUGCCUUCUUAAAAGUUAAUUUGUGGAAUUUCUUUCCUUCUUAAUGCAUUUGAGGCAAUCAGUUUUGUUGUGACAAGGUAGCCCUAUUUGGUAAAAGACCAAGUCCAUAUUAUGCCAAGAACAGCUCAAAUAAGCAAAGACAAAUAACAGUCCAUCAUUACUUUAAGACAUGAAGGUCAGUCAAUACCGAACAUUUCAAGAACUUUGAAAAUGUCUUUAAGUGCAGUCGCAAAUGCCAUCAAGCGCUAUGAUGAAACUGGCUCUCAUGAGGACCGCCACAGGAAAGGAAGACCCAGAGUUACCUCUGCUGCAGAGGAUAAGUUCAUUAGAGUUACCAGCCUCAGAAAUUGCAGCCCAAAUAAAUGCUUCACAGAGUUCAAGUCACAGACACAGCUCAACAUCAACUGUUCAGAGGGGACUGUGUGAAUUAGGCCUUCAUGGUUGAAUUGCUGCAAAGAAACCACUACUAAAGGACACCAAUAAGAAGAAGAGACCUGCUUGGGCCAAGAAACACGAGCAAUGGACAUUAGAACGGUGGAAAUUUGUCCUUUGGUCUGGAGUCCAAAUUUGACAUUUUUGGUUCCAACCGCCGUGUCUUUUUGAUACGUGGUGUUGGUGAACGGAUGAUCUCCGCAUGUAUAAUUCCCACCGUAAAGCAUGGAGGAGGAGGUGUUAUGGUGUGGGGGUGCUUUGCUGGUAACACUGCCUUUGAUUUAUUUAGAAUUCAAUUUAACACUUAACCAGCAUGGCUACCACAGAAUUCUGCAGCGAUACGCCAUCCCAUCUGGUUUGGGCUUAGUGGGACUAUAAUUUGUUUCUCAACAGGACAAUGACCCAACACACCUCCAGCCUGUGUAAGGGCUAUUUUACCAAGAAGGAGAGUGAUGGAGUGCUGCAUCAGAUGACCUGGCCUUCACAAUCCCCCGACCUCAACCCAGUUGGGAUGGUUUGGGAUGAGUCGGACAGCAGAGUGAAGGAGUUCCAACAAGUGCUCAGCAUAUGUGGGAACUCCUUCAAGAUUGGACUGGAUUUGGAGUCACCCUCAAAAUUAAAGUGGAAAACCACACUACAGGCUGAUCCAACUUUGAUGUAAUGUCCUUAAAACAAGUCAAAAUGAGGCUCAGUAGUGUGUGUGGCCUCCAUGUGCCUGUAUGACCUCCCUACAACGCCUGGGCAUGCUCCUGAUGAGGUGGCGGAUGGUCUCCUGAGGGAUCUCCUCCCAGACCUGGACUAAAGCAUCCGCCAACUCCUGGACAGUUUGUGGUGCAACGUGGCAUUGGUGGAUGGAGCGAGACAUGAUGUCCCAGAUGUGCUCAAUUGGAUUCAGGUCUGGGGAACGGGCGGGCCAGUCCAUAGCAUCAAUGCCUUUCUCUUGCAGGAACUGCUGACACACUCCAGCCACAUGAGGUCUAGCAUUGUCUUGCAUUAGGAGGAACCCAGGGCCAACCGCACCAUCAUAUGGUCUCACAAGGGGUCUGAGGAUCUCAUCUCGGUACCUAAUGGCAGUCAGGCUACCUCUGGCGAGCACAUGGAGGGCUGUGCGGCCCCCCCAAAGAAAUGCCACCCCACACCAUGACUGACCCACCGCCAAACCGGUCAUGCUGGAGGAUGUUGCAGGCAGCAGAACGUUCUCCACGGCGUCUCCAGACUCUGUCACGUCUGUCACGUGCUCAGUGUGAACCUGCUUUCAUCUGUGAAGAGCACAGGGCGCCAGUGGCGAAUUUGCCAAUCUUGGUGUUCUCUGGCAAAUGCCAAACGUCCUGCACGGUGUUGGGCUGUAAAACUACCCCCACCUGUGGACGUCGGGCCCUCAUACCACCCUCAUGUAGUCUGUUUCUGACCGUUUGAGCAGACACAUGCACAUUUGUGGCCUGCUGGAGGUCAUUUUGCAGGGCUCUGGCAGUGCUCCUCCUGCUCCUCCUUGCACAAAGGCGGAGGUAGCGGUCCUGCUGCUGGGUUGUUGCCCUCCUACGGCCUCCUCCACGUCUCCUUAUGUACUGGCCUGUCCCCUGGUAGCGCCUCCAUGCUCUGGACACUACGCUGACAGACACAGCAAACCUUCUUGCCACAGCUCGCAUUGAUGUGCCAUCCUGGAUGAGCUGCACUACCUGAGCCACUUGUGUUGGUUGUAGACUCCGUCUCAUGCUACCACUAGAGUGAAAGCACCACCAGCAUUCAAAAGUGACCAAAACAUCAGCCAGGAAGCAUAGGAACUGAGAAGUGGUCUGUGGUCACCACCUGCAAAACCAGUCCUUUAUUGGGAGUGUCUUGCUAAUUGCUUAUAAUUUCCACCUGUUGUCUAUUCCAUUUGCACAACAGCAUGUGACAUUUAUUGUCAAUCAGUGUUGCUUCCUAAGUGGACAGUUUGAUUUCACAGAAGUGUGAUUGACUUGGAGUUACAUUGUGUUGUUUAAGUGUUACCUAUAUUUUUUUUAGCAGUGUACAGUUGGGAAAAAAAGUAUUUAGUCAGCCACCAAUUGUGCAAGUUCUCCCACUUAAAAAGAUGAGAGAGGCCUGUAAUUUUCAUCAUAGGUACACGUCAACUAUGACAGACACAUUCAUGAAAAAAAAUCCAGAAAAUCACAUUGUAGGAUUUUGAAUGAAUUUAUUUGCAAAUUAUGGUGGAAAAUAAGUAUUUGGUCACCUACAAACAAGCAAGAUUUCUGGCUCUCACAGACCUGUAACUUCUUCUUUAAGAGGCUCCUCUGUCCUCCACUCGUUACCUGUAUUAAUGGCACCUGUUUGAACUUGUUAUCAGUAUAAAAGACACCUAUCCACAACCUCAAACAGUCACACUCCAAACUCCACUAUGGCCAAGACCAAACAGCUGUCAAAGGACGCCAGAAACAAAAUUGUAGACCUGCACCAGGCUGGGAAGACUGAAUCUGCAAUAGGUAAGCAGCUUGGUUUGAAGAAAUCAGCUGUGGGAGCAAUUAUUAGGAAAUGGAAGACAUACAAGACCACUGAUAAUCUCCCUAGAUCUGGGGCUCCACGCAAGAUCUCACCCCGUGGGGUCAAAAUGAUCACAAGAACGGUGAGCAAAAAUCUCAGAACCACACGGGGGGACCUAGUGAAUGACCUGCAGAGAGCUGGGACCAAAGUAACAAAGCCUACCAUCAGUAACACACUACGCCGCCAGGGACUCAAAUCCUGCAGUGCCAGACGUGUCCCCCUGCUUAAGCCAGUACAUGUCCAGGCCCGUCUGAAGUUUGCUAGAGUGCAUUUGGAGGAUCCAGAAGAGGAUUGGGAGAAUGUCAUAUGGUCAUAUGAAACCAAAAUAUAACUUUUUGGUAAAAACUCAACUCGUCGUGUUUGGAGGACAAAGAAUGCUGAGUUGCAUCCAAAGAACACCAUACCUACUGUGAAGCAUGGGGGUGGAAACAUCAUGCUUUGGGGCUGUUUUUCUGCAAAGGGACCAGGACAACUGAUCCGUGUAAAGGAAAGAAUGAAUGGGGCCAUGUAUCGUGAGAUUUUGAGUGAAAACCUCCUUCCAUCAGCAAGGGCAUUGAAGAUGAAACGUGGCUGGGUCUUUCAGCAUGACAAUGAUCCCAAACACACCGCCCGGGCAACUAAGGAGUGGCUUCGUAAGAAGCAUUUCAAGGUCCUGGAGUGGCCUAGCCAGUCUCCAGAUCUCAACCCCAUAGAAAAUCUUUGGAGGGAGUUGAAAGUCUGUGUUGCCCAGCGACAGCCCCAAAACAUCACUGCUCUAGAGGAGAUCUGCAUGGAGGAAUGGGCCAAAAUACCAGCAACAGUGUGUGAAAACCUUGUGAAGACUUACAGAAAACGUUUGACCUGUGUCAUUGCCAACAAAGGGUAUAUAACAAAUUAUUGAGAAACUUUUGUUAUUGACCAAAUACUUAUUUUCCACCAUAAUUUGCAAAUAAAUUCAUUACAAAUCCUACAAUGUGAUUUUCUGGAAAAAAAUAUUCUCAUUUUGUCUGUCAUAGUUGACGUGUACCUAUGAUGAAAAUGACAGGCCUCUCUCAUCUUUUUAAGUGGGAGAACUUGCACAAUUGGUGGCUGACUAAAUACUUUUUUCCCCCACUGUAUAUACAGUUGAAGUUGGAAGUUUACAUACACUUAGGUUGGAGUCAUUAAAACUCGUUUUUCUACCACUCCACAAAUUUCUUGUUAACAAACUAUAAUUUUGGCAAGUCGGUUAGGAUAUCACAAGUAUUUUUCCAAAAAUAGUUUACAGACAGAUUAUUUCACUUAUAAUUCACUGUAUCACAAUUCCAGUGGGUCAGAAGUUUACAUACACUAAGUUGACUGUGCCUUUAAACAGCUUGGAAAAUUCCAGAAAAUGAUGUCAUGGCUUUAGAAGCUUCUGAUAGGCUAAUUGACAUCAUUUGAGUCAAUUGUAGGUGUACCUGUAGAUGUAUUUCAAGGCCUACUUUCAAACUCAGUGCCUCUUUGCUUGACAUCAUGGGAAAAUCAAAAGAAAUCAGCCAAGACAUCAGAAGAAGAAUAAUUGUAGACCUCCACAAGUCUGGUUCAUCCUUGGGAGCAAUUUCCAAACGCCUGAAGGUACCACGUUCAUCUGUACAAACAAUAGUACGCAAGUAUAAACACCAUGGGACCACGCAGCCGUCAUACCGCUCAGGAAGGAGACGCGAUCUGUCUCCUAGAGAUUAACGUACUUUGGUGCGAAAAGUGCAAAUAAAUCCCAGAACAACAGCAAAGGACCUUGUGAAGAUGCUGGAGGAAAUCCAUCCACAGUAAAAUGAGUCCUGUAUCGACAUAACCUGAAAGGCCGCUCAGCAAGGAAGAAACCACUGCUCCAAAACAGCCAUAAAAAAGCCAGACUACAGUUUGCAACUGCACAUGGGGACAAAGAUCGUACUUUGUGGAGAAAUGUCCUCUGGUCUGAUGAAACAAAAAUAGAACUGUUUGGCCAAAAUGACCGUCGUUAUGUUUGGAGGAAAAAGGGGGUUGCUUGCAAGCCGAAGAACACCAUCCCAACCGUGAAGCACGGGGGUGGCAGCAUCAUGCUUUGGGGGCGCUUUGCUGCAGGAGGGACUGGUGCACUUCACAAAAUAGAUGACGCCAUGAGGAAGGAAAAUGAUGUGGAUAUAUUGAAGCAACAUGUCAAGACAUCAGCAAGGAAGUUAAAGCUUGGUCGCAAAUGGGUCUUUCAAAUGGACAAUGACCCCAAGCAUAUUUCCAAAGUUGUGGCAAAAUGGCUUAAGGACAACAAAGUCAAGGUAUUGGAGUGGCCAUCACAAAGCCCUGACCUCAAUCCUAUACAAAAUUUGUGGGCAGAACUGAAAAAGCGUGUGCGAGCAAAGAGGCCUACAAACCUGACUCAGUUACACCAGCUCUGUCAGGAGGAAUGUGCCAAAAUUCACCCAACUUAUUGUGGGAAGCUUGUGGAAGGCUACCCGAAACGUUUGACCCAAGUUAAACAAUUUAAAGGCAAUGCUACCAAAUACUAAUUGAGUGUAUGUAAUCUUCUGACCCACUGGGAAUGUGAUGAAAGAAAUAAAAGCUUAAAUAAAUUGUCACGCCCUGGCUCUAGGGACUCUUUUAUGUUGAGCCAGGGUGUGUAGAGUCUAUGUUUUGUGUUCAUUGUUUCAGUUUCUAGUUCAUGUGUUUCUAUGUUGGCCGGGGUGGUCCUCAAUCAGAGGCAACGUGAAUCAGCUGUUGCUUGUUGUCUCUGAUUGGGAACCAUACUUAGGCAGCCGUUUGGCACUUGUGUUUUGUGGGAUCUUGUUCCGUGUUGGUUUGUGUAUGUACCCAAGGACUUCACGUAUCGUUUUGUUGUUUUUGUUCGUGUGGUGAAUAUAAUAAUAAAGUAUGUUCGCAUUCCACGCUGCGCAUUGGUCCAAUCCUUUCGACGAUCGUGACAUAAAUAAUUCUCUCUACUAUUAUUCUGACAUUUCACAUUCUUAAAAUAAAGUGGUGAUCCUAACUGACCUAAGACAGGGAAUCUUUACUUGGAUUAAAUGUCAGGAAUUGUGAAAAAACUGAGUUUAAAUGUAUUUGGCUAAGGUGUAUGUAAACCUCUGACUUCAACUGUAUAUAAAAAAAAUUCUUUACAAACGUAGUGCACUGGGCCUUUACUGGGAUUAGCGGACCAAUGUAGAUGUCUGUAGUGACGGCAAACUUUUUUUUUCAGCAUCUCCACUUUGGCAAAAAACGUAGUUGUAUAAUUAAGAACAGUAUCUUGCAGGAUUCAAUAGUUGGAAUUGUAAGAGUUGUUGCCCUGUCCCUUUCUCUGUGAUUGUCAUUCUAAUGGAAUCCAGAAAGAAAAAAAAACUGUCCUCAAACAUUUACAUCAAAAGGUGCAAAGUUAUGAGCAAAAACACAAGACAUCCUCAUCCCAUUAAAUAUUGUUCUUGAUCAAAUAACAUGGAAAACAACCACAGUAUUCAUUUACCAUCCUACAAACCACCUAAUGUAAAUGUACAUUACUGUUUUGUACUUUCAAUCACCAUGAAGAUAAACAAUGCACAAUACAGUAAUUGAGUACAUUGAGGAAUCAAGUGGUUUGUGAUGAUGUGAUGAUGUAGCUCAGUUGGUAGAGCAUGGCACUUGCAAUGCGAGGGUUAUGCGUUUGAUUCCCACGGGGGACUAGUAUGAAAAUGUAUGUACUCACUACUGUAAGUUUCUCUGGGGGCCUCCCGAGUGGUGCAGUGGUCUAAGGCACUACAGACCCAGGUUCGAUCCCAGGCUGUUUCGUGACCGGGAGACCCAUGAGGCAGUGCACAGUUGCUUGGUUGUAAUUGAGACAUGAAUCCAACAUAUCAAUUAUUAUUUUGUAAACAAACUGGAAUUAAAGCCAGACUCAGUGGCACAGAUGGAGCUAUCCAAGCAGCAGAAACGUCUCCUUCAAAUGUUGAUAUUUGGUUGCGUUGACAAACAAACACAAUUCAAUAUCACUUUUGCAAUAUGGUAAAUAGCCUAUUAACUUGUCAACAAGUUAACAAAUGAUAUGUUGAAUUCACAUCUCCAUCUCAACCAAAAAUACAAGUUAAAGAAAUAAAAUAAUAGGAUUAAGCCAGGGGCUCAGAUCUAACUAUCCAAGCAGUAGAUACAUAUUUUUUUAAUGUUGAUAUUUGGUUGCGUUGUCAACUAAACACAAUUCAAUAUUACUUUUGUAAGACAGUAAAUACCCUAAAACUGAUGUACUGUAUGUAGCAGUAUUUAUUCAACUUUAAAAUGAGUAAGACAUCCAUGGCCACAUUUUGAGGUUACUGUAACAAUACAUGUAUUCUUAUGUAAUCAUAAAAUGAGUGCAUGUUUAGGGUCACAGGUCUGUGGAAAUCUUCACAUUUGCUAUAAUAAUCUGUACAGAAUCUGAAACGGCAUUGAUCAUUUGCAACAUGUACAUUAAUGUAAUAUUAACUGCUAAACAGGUCAUUUGGUUGUGCUACUAGAUUAACAACAGUGAUAACACAUUAAGUUGUUAUAAACAAAAUAUCUGACAUUGUAUUGCCAUUUGAACUUUUUUGUGCUUUUAAAUGGUUGAAAGAGCAGUGAUAACACAUUCAGGUGACAUCUAAACCAAAAAUCCAACAUUGACUUUCCAUUGGAAUUUGGUUGUGCUUUUAGAUGGUUGAAAGCAUAGUGAUAACACAUUGGUAAUUCAAUAAACUUUUGGCAGUCUUUUUUGAGUGGGUGAAAUAGGUUGGAAUCUCAUUGAUCAACGUAUCUACAAAAUAUUACCCAAUUCUCCAUGUUGAAAUGAAAUGGUGUGCCCAGUGGGUGUGAUGGUAGCGCUUGUCAUGUUUACUCCAGGCAAGAUGAAAUUAUGGGAGCUCAACACCUUUAUUGAUUGUCUGUCUUUCAUCUCCUUCUCCAUCUACGUUUUAGUUCUAACGAUAACCACAUUAAAGAGUGAGGUGGUCAACCUACAGAGAAUGCUGUCAGCCCUCAGUCAGUCUACCGCAGCACAGAUAAUUCGUAAGUGACAUCUCUAUUCACAAUUUUAUGUGAUUCAAGUUACUUCUCUUUUACGUAAAAGUAUUCGUUUAUCAGGUGGUCCUUUUCCUUUUCAUAUCUCUGGUAGGGCUCGAGAAGCAGUUGGAGGAAAAGAAGAAGCAGUUGGCCAAGCUGAUUGAGCAGAGUGGAAAGGGUGAUGAACAGACUAAGUGGAUCCGUCCCCCUGACACAGUUUCCUUCAGGAGACAAACAUUUUUUAUUUGUAAUGUCUGACAGUUACCCAGAAUUAAUUUAUAUCUCAUUUUUCAUUUCAGGUCCAAAAAUGUCAAACCUUGAGAAUCAAAUAAGUGAAAUAGAAAAGAGAAUAGCAGAGCUAAAAGAAUCAAAUCCUGAAGCCAAGAUCACUGGUAAUAUCAUUAAAACUGUGUCAUACAGUGAGGGAAAAAAGUAUUUGAUCCCCUGCUGAUUUUGUAUGUUUGCCCACUGACAAAGACAUGAUCAGUCUAUAAUUUUAAUGGUAGGUUUAUUUGAACAGUGAGAGACAGAAUAACAACCAAAAAACCCAGAAAAACGCAUGUCAAAAAUGUUAUUAAUUGAUUUGCAUUUUAAUGUAGGAAAUAAGUAUUUGACCCCUCUGCAAAACAUGACUUAGUACUUGGUGGCAAAACCCUUGUUGGCAAUCACAGAGGUCAGACGUUUCUUGUAGUUGGCCACCAGGUUUGCACACAUCUCAGGAUGGAUUUUGUCCCACUCCUCUUUGCAGAUCUUCUCCAAGUCAUUAAGGUUUCGAGCCUGACGUUUGGCAACUCGAACCUUCAGCUCCCUCCACAGAUUUUCUAUGGGAUUAAGGUCUGGAGACUGGCUAGGCCACUCCAGGACCUUAAUGUGCUUCUUCUUGAGCCACUCCUUUGUUGCCUUGGCUGUGUGUUUUGGGUCAUUGUCAUGCUGGAAUACCCAUCCACGACCCAUUUUCAAUGCCCUGGCUGAGGGAAGGAGGUUCUCACCCAAGAUUUGACGGUACAUGGCCCUGUCCAUCGUCCCUUUGAUGCGGUGAAGUUGUCCUGUCCCCUUAGCAGAAACCCCCCCCAAGCCUAACGUUUCCACCUCCAUGUUUGACGGUGGGGAUGGUGUUCUUGGGACCACAACACUUACACCCAGUUCUCCUCUGAAUCAUUCAGAUGUUCAUUGGCAAACUUCAGACGGGCCUGUAUAUGUGCUUUCUUGAGCAGGGGGACCUUGCAGGCGCUGCAGGAUUUCAGUCCUUCACGGCGUAGUGUGUUACCAAUUGUUUUCUUGGUGACUAUGGUCCCAGCUGCCUUGAGAUCAUUGACAUGAUCCUCCCGUGUAGUUCUGGGCUGAUUCCUCACCGUUCUCAUGAUCAUUGUAACUCCACAAGGUGAGAUCUAGCAUGGAGCCCCAGGCCAAGGGAGAUUGACAGUUAUUUUGUGUUUCUUCCAUUUGCAAAUAAUCGCACCAACUGUUGUCACCUUCUCACCAAGCUGCUUGGCGAUGGUCUUGUAGCCCAUUCCAGCCUUGUGUAGGUCUACAAUCUUGUCCCUGACAUCCUUGGAGAGCUCUUUGGUCUUGGCCAUGGUGGAGAGUUUGGAAUCUGAUUGAUUGCUUCUGUGGACAGGUGUUUUUAUACAGGUAACAAACUGAGAUUAGGAGCACUCCCUUUAAGAGUGUGCUCCUAAUCUCAGCUCGUUACCUGUAUAAAAGACACCUGGGAGCCAGAAAUCUGUGUUUUUCUGUCUCUCACUGUUCAAAUAAACCUACCAUUAAAAUUAUAGACUGAUCAUGUCUUUGUCAGUGGGCAAACAUACAAAAUCAGCAGGGGAUCAAAUACUUUUUUCCCUCACUGUAUAUAUAAAUAAAGGGCUCUAUUCAAUCCGUAUUGUGGAAAUUCAGCGUUACAGCUUGAUUGAAAUUUAAAAGCAAUGUUCCGCGUUAGCAUUCAUGGUAAAUGCUGCAUCUGUCGGCUCAACCAGAAAUUACCUUUAGAUUUCUAGCGCGCAAUCUGUAUUGAUUUAGCGAUACAGAUUGAAAAGAGCCCAAAGUGUAAUUAAUUAUGAUGAAGUCAGAUUUCUCAGGUUGUGAUAUGACCUUUUAAAUUCCAUCUCUCAGAGCUGACAACACAGCUCAAGGAAAGGGAGAGGCAGCUUGAGGAGAAUAUAAAAAGACUGAAGAAGAAAGACAGCAACGAUUCUGACCUGAGUGAGUACACUAUAAUAACCUGAAAUAGCCAACAACUGUUUUAAUAUAGUGGACAUGCUGCUUAAAUUAUUUUUUUACCUGGUUCUCAACAGAACAAAGACUUAUCUAAAAGUUCCAUGAUACAGUUUAUUUAUUUAGUGCCACUUUAAAAUACUGUAACUCACAACUCUUUCCUUUUUUUGUACUCGUAGUUAUGCAAAUUCUUCAUCUACAAUGGAAACUCAGAGACAUACAAAAUGCUGCAUCUCAGCAAUUCAAUGAAACUGCUGCUGAUGUUAAUGGUGUGUUUGGACUUUAUCAAGCAUAAUAGAUAUAUCACAAUUUUGUUGAUUAUUUAAGAUAUCAUGAACCUAUUGAAAUAUGUCUCAUACACUCUUUGAAUAUGUACCUAAUAUAUGUAACAAUAUGUUAACAUUAGUGCUUGAAUUACAGCGCUUCAGGAACAACUAGAGGCCAGAGAGGAAGAGAGCGCCAGAUGUCAGGCCCAGAACAAAGGUAAGCCAAGAUCAGGUUCUUCUGAUAUUAGUCUGGUUCACCAGUUUGUGUAACUAGACGCUUGGUGAGCAUAGCUGCUUGAAUCACAACUACAGGUAAAGAAACAGAAGCACACAUCUCAUCAGUCUAAUAUUUUUUUCUCAAACCAGACCUGGAGAAGAGGCUGGGCGAUAAGGAUGCACAGUGCUCUGGACUCCAGGACAGAUAUGACAGUGAGCUUCACCCCUCUCUACCUUUUGCUGAUGACACUGAGUGAUCGACAUAAUAGAACCCUAUUCAAUAGAACCUAGUUAAAAGCUGAUUUGUAUUGGUCUCUCACAGGUCUGCAAGAUAAGCUUGGUGCUGCAAUGAAUAAACUGGACAAUGUAACUGGAUACAACGACAAACUCGGUGAGUGGAUAAAUGUACAUCAGUGCUCACAGAUGAAUGAGUCGAGUAGUCUCGUUACUCAGCUCAUUUCAAUGUGUUCUGUCAGUUCUUGAGGUAUGGACGCUGACUAAUGAGGUAGACGAUCUUAAGAAGAGAACUGUGACUUCUGCAGCUAAGAUCAAUGGUGAGUAUCCCUGUUGCCGCUCCUUAUUCAUAGCAAAUCAUGUUUGUUUCUAAAGACCUAGAUAUGUUGGCGUUGAUCCAGUCAUGAUUUUUCCUCGUCUUUCAGAGCUCCAGAAGUUGCUGGAUGAGAAGACCAAAGAACUGGCAAAGAAAACACAGGAAUUGGAGGAUAACGCUCCUCAACCAGAGAAUGGUGAGUUUUAUUUAGCCUUUGCCAUUAUAGAGUCUGUUUUCAGUUGAAUAGACAGCUUUUAUCAUUUAGGCCCAGCCUGCUCAGUAUUUCUCUGUAUAUGAUAUUCCUCAAAUUGUUAAGGUGUUUGUUUGUUGCAGUUCUAAGGAUCAUAGCAAUACAGAAUGAGAUAUUGAACCUGCAGAAAGGAGUUAGCAAUGGGACAAACUUUGACCAGAUUGCUGGUGAGUAGCAGGCGUUCUGAAGAACAUAGGAGUCACUGUGUGUUCAGCACGUAAGACCAAUACAAAUAGUUAUCAUGUUUCCUCAAAGGGAUAGUCCUUCACUGGUAGACAUAUAGGAUGGUGUGAUGGAAAUACACUGGAUUUUGCCCAUUCAUGGAGUUUUACAAUCCCAUUAUGCUUGUAACAUUCAAGCUCUUCAAUUAUUCUUGUCCACAGCGCUUGAGAAUGAACUGGAUGAAUUGAUUGCCACAAUCGAGGAGAAGAACAAUGGAAACUGUAAACAAAGUGAGUUUGAAAAGCCUAAUCAUUUCUGGGUUGGCUGCUAUCAUGAGAUGAAUAUUCUACUUUACUUAAUGUUGAAUGUUGUGACAUCCUGCAUCUCCCUGCUCAUUUAGUUCUGCAGAUAAUUUCACUCCAAAAUCAAGUCACAAGAUUACAGAGGCAAGAAUUAGAGUUCAUUCAGACAUCUGAGGCCAAGAUUGCUGGUGAGUGCUAUUGUAAUUUUUCUUUAUCCUCAGUAAUAGUCUUAAAGUCACGCUGGAGAGUUUAUUAUCCUUAUAUUCACCACUAAGAGCUUUUUGUAGGCAUACCGUGUAAUAGAAAACUUUGUGGUGGAAAGAGGAGAACAUUUGAAAUAAUGUUUGUGUCUCAUAGAGCUAGAGAAUCAACUACAGGAGACGAGAGACCAGCUGAAUGAAAAGAAAGAGGAGCUGAAAGAAACAGGCAGUAGAAUUCCACAACUCAGUAAGUUGUCAAGCAUGUUUCCAGGAGUUUAUCUAGAAUCUAGAAGUCAAUAAUUUCUACAUUUUUUGGAAACUGACAUCUAUUUCUGAAUGCUUCAUCCAGAGUGGCGUGCUUUUCUUUUUUAGCUGCAGAGAUCAUGGGACUUCGUAACAAAGUGACAGAGUUAGAGAGAACAUUAUCAGAGCUCAAACAGACAAGUGCUGACAAGAUCGAAGGUAAUUUGUGCUUCAUUGAAAUACUAUUGAAAGUCUUGUUGCGUUGAUUCAAAUAAAACAUUUUGUUUAAAGUGGACGCUAUCUUAACACAGGGGAGAUUAUAAUUGGUAAGAUACAGUGCAGUCGGAAAGUAUUCAGACCCCUUCACUUUUUCCACAUUUUGUUACGUUGCAGCCUUAUUCUAAAAUUGAUUCAAUACAAAACAUUCCUCAUCAAUCUACACACAAUACCCCAUAAUGACAAAGAGAAAAAAAAAAAAAAAGAUUUUUUUUCAAAUGUAUUCAAAAUAAAAAACAUAACCACCUGAUUUACAUAACUAUUUAGACCCCUUCCUAUGAGACGCAAAAUUAACCUCAGGUGCAUCCUGUUUCCAUCGAUCAUCCUUGAGAUGUUUCUACAACUUGAUUGGAGUCCACCUGUGGUAAAGUCAAUUGAUUGGACAUGAUUUGGAAAGGCACACACCUGUCUACACUACCGGUCAAAAGUUUUAGAACAGCUACUCAUUCAAGGGUUUUUCUUUAUUUGUACUAUUUUCUACAUUCUAGAAUAAUAGUGAAGACAUCAAAACUAUGAAAUAACAGAUAUGGAAUCAUGUAGUAACCAAAAAAGUAUAUUUUAUAUUUGAGAUUCUUCAAAUAGCCACUCUUUGCCUUGAUGACAGCUUUGCACACUAUUGGCAUUCUCUUAGCCAGCUUCAUGAGGUAGUCACCUGGAAUGCAUUUCAAUUAACAGGUGUGCCUUCUUAAAAGUUAAUUUGUGGAAUUUAUUUCCUUCUUAAUGCAUUUGAGCCAAUCAGUUGUGUUGUGACAAGGUAGCCCUAUUUGGUAAAAGACCAAGUCCAUAUUAUGCCAAGAACAGCUCAAAUAAGCAAAGACAAAUAACAGUCCAUCAUUACUUUAAGACAUGAGGGUCAGUCAAUACCGAACAUUUCAAGAACUUUUAAAAUGUCUUUAAGUGCAGUCGCAAAUGCCAUCAAGCGCUAUGAUGAAACUGGCUCUCAUGAGGACCGCCACAGGAAAGGAAGACCCAGAGUUACCUCUGCUGCAGAGGAUAAGUUCAUUAGAGUUACCAGCCUCAGAAAUUGCAGCCCAAAUAAAUGCUUCACACAGUUCAAGUAACAGACACAUCUCAACAUCAACUGUUCAGAGGAGACUGUGUGAAUCAUGCCUUUAUGGUUGAAUUGCUGCAAAGAAACCACUACUAAAGGACACCAAUAAGAAGAAGAGACUUGCUUGGGCCAAGAAACACGAGCAAUGGACAUUAGACCGGUGGAAAUUUGUCCUUUGGUCUGGAGUCCAAAUUUGAGAUUUUUGGUUCCAACCGCAUGUGUAUUUCCCACCGUAAAGCAUGGAAGAGGAGGUGUUAUUGUGUGGGGUGCUUAGCUGGUGUGGGGGUGCUUUGCUGGGGACACUGUCUGUGAUUUAUUUAGAAUUCAAGGCACACUUAACCAGCAUAGCUACCACAGCAUUCUGCAGCGAUACGCCAUCCCAUCUGGUUUGGGCUAUAAUUUGUUUUUCAUCAAGACAAUGACCCAACACUCCUCCAGCCUGUGUAAGAGCUAUUUUACCAAGAAGGAGAGUGAUGGAGUGCUGCAUCAGAUGACCCGGCCUCCACAAUCCCCCGACCUCAACCAAAUUGAGAUGGUUUGUGAUGAGUCGGAUCGGAGAGUGAAGGAAAAGCAGCCAACCAGUGCUCAUCAUAUGUGGGAACUCCUUCAAGACUGUUGGAAAUGCAUUCCAGGUGAAGUUGGUUGAGAGAAUGCCGAGAGUUUGCAAAGCUGUCAUCAAGGCAAAGGGUGGCUAUUUGAAGAAUCUCAAAUAUAAAAUAUAUUAAGAUUUGUUUAACACUGUUUUGGGUACUACAUUAUUCCACAUGUGUUAUUUCACAGUUUUGAUGUAUUCACUAUUAUUCUACAAUGUAGAAAAUAGCAAAAAUAAAGAAAAUCCCUUGAAUGAGUAGGUGUUCUAAACAUUUUGACCGGUAGUGUAUAUAAGGACCAACAGUUGACAGUGCAUGUCAGAGCGAAAACCAAGCCUUCAGGUCGAAGUAAUUGUCCGUAGAGUUCCGAGACAGGAUUGUGUCGAGGAACAGAUCAGGGGAAGGGUACAAAAACAUUUCUGCAGCAUUUAAGGUCCCCAAGAACACAGUGGCCACCAUCAUUCUUAAAUGGAAGAAGUUUGGAACCACAAAGACUCUUCCAAGAGCUGGCCGCCGGACCAAAUUGAGCAAUCGGGGGAGAAGGGCCUUGGUCAGGGAGGUGACCAAGAACCCAUAGUCACUCUGUAAGAGCUCCAGAGUUCCUUUGUGGAGAUGGGCGAACCUUCCAGAAGGACAACCAUCUCUAUAGCACUCCACCAAUCACGCCUUUAAGGUAGAGUGGCCAGACGGAAGCCACUCCUCAGUAAAAGUCACAACACAGCCCACUUGGAGUUUGCCAAUAGGCACCUAAAGGACUCUCAGACAAUGAGAAACAAGAUUCUCUGGACUGAUGAAACCAAGAUUGACCUAUUUGGCCUGAAUGCCAAGUGCCAUCUCUGGAGGAAACCAGGUACCGCUCAUCACCUGGCCGAAACCAUCCCUACGGAAAAAGCAUGGUGGUGGCAUUAUCAUGCUGUGGGGAUGUUUCUAAGCGGCAGGGACUGGGAGACUAGUCAGGAUCGAGGGAAAGAUGAACAGAUCAAAGUACAGAGAGAUCCUUGAUGAAAACCUGCUCCACAGCGCUCAGGACCUCAGACUGGAGCAAAGGUUUACCUUCCAACAGGACAACAACCCUAAGCACACAGCCAAGACAACGCAGGAGUGGCUUCGGGACAAGUCCCUGAAUGUCCUUGAGUGGCCCAGCCAGAGCCCGGACUUAAACCCGAUCUAACAUCUCUGGAGAGACCUGAAAAUAGCUGUGCAGCGACGCUCCGCAUCCAACCUGAAAGAGCUUGAGAGGAUCUGCAGAGAAGAAAAAGAGAAACUCCCCAAAUACAGGUGUGCCAAGCUUGUAGCGUCAUACCCAAGAAGACUCGAGGCUGUAAUCGCUGCCGAAGGUGCUUCAACAAAGUACUGAGUAAAAGGUCUGAAUACUUAUGUAAAUGUAAUAUUUCAGUUUUAAAAAUAUAUAUUUGCAAACAUUUCUAAAAACCUGUUUUUGCUUUGUCAUUAUGGGGUAUUGUGUGUAGAGUUUUUGAAUAAGGCUGUAACGUCACAAAAUGUGUAAAAGGUGAAGGGGUCUUUCCUCCUCAGAGCUACAGAGUCUACUGAAGCAGAAGAGCAAGCAGCUUGAAGACAACACUACACAACUGAGGGCUGUGGAUGCCAAAAAUGCACAACAGAGUAUGUUAACAAGAGUAGUUAUUAGAAGUCAUUCAACAUUUAUAAUCUUCUAAAAAGUCGAAUACCAUUAUAUGAUGUUAGUGUUGAAUUACACAGUGCCUUUUUGUUCUGUUCUUUCAGUUCUGAAGAUCAUUGAACUCCAGAAACAAAUGAAUGAGAUACGGAUUGAAGCUUCAAAAGAUGAAACUGCAGCAGAAAUCUCUGGUUUGUCUAUUUUGUCUCAUGUUCCACUUAUGUAUAAUCAUCAAAAUAUCACAGGUUGAAUAGUGUUAAAAAUGGGUUUUGAGAAAUUGUUAUGUAUAGUCAUCAUGAUGUAACGAAUAUAUGUAGCAAUAUGCUAACAUUAGUGCUUGAAUUACAGCGCUUCAGGAACAACUACAGGCCAGAGAGGAAGAGAGCGCCAGAUGUCAGGCCCAGAACAAAGGUAAGCCAAGAUCAGGUUCUUCUGAUAUUAUAUACAGCCCUCCUGUAGCUCAGUUGGUAGAGCAUGGCGCUUGCAACGCCAGGGUUGUGGGUUCAAUUCCCACGGGGGUCCAGUAUGAAAAAUGUAUGCACUCACUAACUGUAAGUCGCUCUGGAUAAGAGUGUCUGCUAAAUGACUAAAAUGUAAAAAUGUAAUAUUAGUCUGGUUCACCAGUUUGUGUAACUAGACGCUUGGUGAGCAUAGCUGCUUGAAUCACAACUACAGGUAAAGAAACAGAAGCACACAUCUCAUCAGUCUAAUAUUUCUUUCUCAAACCAGACCUGGAGAAGAGGCUGGGCGAUAAGGAUGCACAUAUCCAGGACAGAUAUGACAGUGAGCUUCACCCCUCUCUACCUUUUGCUGAUGACACUGAGUGAUCGAAAUAAUAGAACCCUAUUCAAUAGAACCUAGUUAAAAGCUGAUUUGUAUUGGUCUCUCACAGGUCUGCAAGAUAAGCUUGGUGCUGCAAUGAAUAAACUGGACAAUGUAACUGGAUACAACGACAAACUCGGUGAGUGGAUAAAUGUACAUCAGUGCUCACAGAUGAAUGAGUUGAGUAGUCUUGUUUAUUUUUCUGAUUCAGAAAACUACUCCGCUCAUUUCAAUGUGUUCUGUCAGUUCUUGAGGUAUGGACGCUGACUAAUGAGGUAGAUGAUCUAAAGAAGAGAACUGUGACUUCCGCAGCUAAGAUCAAUGGUGAGUAUCCCUGUUGCCGCUCAUUAUUCAUAGCAAAUCAUGUUUGUGGUAACAUUACAAGUAUUAUCCACAUGCGUUUCAAUGUUUUUUGCCUUUACUUGUAAACUACAAAAUAAAGGGGUACAGCCCUGUACAAACGGUAGAAAGCAGGAGAGCGAAAAACCCAACUCAACAUUAGGUAGUGUCCCUUUGAAUACUGAGCCAACUCUUGGUGAUGACAUCACAUGAGGGUAAAGGUCACAGUCAACACCAAUGUCCAUAAUAACCAUGCUCCCAUGAAUAGUAAUAAUACUAUACUGCAGUUAAGUCCACCACCUAUUCAGUAAGAAUUAUUCAUAUACAGUUGAAGUUGGAAGUUUACAUACACCUUAGCCAAAUACAUUUAAACUCAGUUUUUCACAAUUCCUGACAUUUAAUCCUAGUAAAAAUUCCCUGUCUUAAGUCAGUUAGGAUCACCACUUUAUUUUACGAAUGUGAAAUGUCAGAAUAAUAGUAGAGAGUGACUUAUUUCAGCUUUUAUUUAUUUCAUCACAUUCCCAGUGGGUCAGAAGUUUACAUACACUCAAUUAGUAUUUGGUAGCAUUGCCUUUAAAUUGUUUAACUUGGGUCAAACGUUUCGGGUAGCCUUCCACAAGCUUCCCACAAUAAGUUGGGUGAAUUUUGGCACAUUCCUCCUGACAGAGCUGGUGUAACUGAGUCAGGUUUGUAGGCCUCCUUGCUCGCACACGCUUUUUCAGUUCUGCCCACAAAUUUUGUAUAGGAUUGAGGUCAGGGCUUUGUGAUGGCCACUCCAAUACCUUGACUUUGUUGUCCUUAAGCCAUUUUGCCACAACUUUGAAAGUAUGCUUGGGGUCAUUGUCCAUUUUUAAGACCUAUUUGCGACCAAGCUUUAACUUCCUGACUGAUGUCUUGACAUGUUGCUUCAAUAUAUCCACAUCAUUUUCCUUCCUCAUGAUGCCAUCUAUUUUGUGAAGUGCACCAGUCCCUCCUGCAGCAAAGCACCCCCACAGCAUGAUGCUGCCACCCCCGUGCUUCACAGUUGGGAUGGUGUUCUUCGGCUUGCAAGCAGCCCCCUUUCUCCUCCAAACAUAACGAUGGUCAUUAUGGCCAAACAGUUCUAUUUUUGUUUCAUCAGACCAGAGGACAUUUCUCCAGAAAGUACGAUCUUUGUCCCCAUGUGCAGUUGUAAGCCAUAGUCUGGCUUUUUUAUGGCGGUUUUGGAGCAGUGGCUUCUUCCUUGCUGUGCGGCCUUUCAGGUUAUGUCAAUAUAGGACUCAUUUUACUGUGGAUAUAGAUACUUUAGUACCUGUUUCCUCCAGCAUCUUCACAAGGUCCUUUGCUGUUGUUCUGGGAUUGAUUUGCAAAUUUUGCACCAAAUUACGUUCAUCUCUAGGAGACAGAACGUGUCUCCUUCCUGAGCGGUAUGACGGCUGCGUGGUCCCAUGGUGUUUAUACUUGCGUACUAUUGUUUGUACAGAUGAACGUGGCACGGUACCUUCAGGCGUUUGGAAAUUGCUCCCAAGGAUGAACCAGACUUGUGGAGGUCUACCAUUUUUUUCUGAGGUCUUGUCUGAUUUCUUUUGAUUUUCCCAUGAUGUCAAGCAAAGAGGCACAGAGUUUGAAGGUAGGCCUUGAAAUACAUCCACAGGUACACCUCCAAUUGACUCAAAUGAUGUCAAUUGGCCUAUCAGAAGCUUCUAAAGCCAUGACAUCAUUUUCUGGAAUUUUCCAAGCUGUUUAAAGGCACAGUCAACUUAGUGUAUGUAAACUUCUGACCCACUGGAGUUGUGAUACAGUGAAUUACAAGUGAAAUAAUCUGUCUGUAAACAAUUGUUGGAAAAAUUACUUGUGUCAUGCACAAAUUAGAUGUCCUAACCGGCUUGCCAAAACUAUAGUUUGUUAACAAGACAUUUGUGGAGUGGUUGAAAAACGAGUUUUAAUGACUCCAACCUAAGUGUAUAUAAACUUCCGACUUCAACUGUAGUUCCACACUAUAACACUUCUCCCCCCUUCAUUUCAAUCCCCCUGUGAAGAAAAUACAUUAAGUAUACAAGACAACAACUAAACAACAACAGUGUUUCCUCUUCUUUUUUCACAAUACUUUAGAACUUGUACUAGUGUUACUGCAACUGUAAACAAACAAAGACCACAGAUAUUUUUCUUUCAACUACAGUCGUGGUCAAAAGUUUUGAGAAUGACACAAGUAUUGGUCUUCACAAAGUUCGCUGCUUCAGUGUUAUGAGAUAUUUUUGUCAGAUGUUACUAUGGUAUACUGAUGUAUAAUUUCAAGCAUUCCAUAAGUAUCAAAUGCUUUUAUUUACAAUUACAUUAAGUUUAUGCAAAGAGUCAAUAUUUGCAGUGUUGACCCUUCUUUUUCAAGACCUCUGCAAUCCGCCCUGGCAUGCUGUCAAUUAACUUCUGGGCCACAUCCUGACUGAUGGCAGCCCAUUCUUGCAUAAUCAAUGCUUGGAGUUUGUCAGAAUUUGUGGGUUUUUGUUUGUCCACCCGCCUCUUGAGGAUCGACCACAAGUUCUCAAUGGGAUUAAGGUCUGGGGAGUUUCCUGGCCAUGGACCCAAAAUGUUGAUGUUUUGUUCCCUGAGCCACUUAGUUAUCACUUUUGUCUUAUGGCAAGGUGCUCCAUCAUGCUGGAAAAGGCAUUGGUCGUCACCAAACUGUUCUUGGAUGGUUGGGAGAAGUUGCUCUCAGAGGAUGUGUUGGUACUAUUCUUUAUUCAUGGCUGUGUUCUUAGGCAAAAUUGUGAGUGAGCCCACUCCCUUGGCUGAGAAGCAACCCCACACAUGAAUGGUCUCAGGAUGCUUUACUGUUGGCAUGACACAGGACUGAUGGUAGCGCUCACCUUGUCUUCUCUGGACAAGGUGUUUUCCGGAUGCCCCAAACAAUCGGAAAGGGGAUUCAUCAGAGAAAAUGACUUUACCCCAGUCCUCAGUAGUCCAAUCCCUGUACCUUUUGCAGAAUAUCAGUCUGUCCCUGACGUUUUUCCUGGAAAGAAGGGGCUUCUUUGCUGCCCUUCUUGAACCAGGCCAUCCUCCAUAAGUCUUCGCCUCACUGUGCGUGCAGAUGCACUCGCACCUGCCUGCUGCCAUUCCUGAGCAAGCUCUGCACUGGUGGUGCCCCGAUCCCGCAGCUGAAUCAACUUUAGGAGACGGUCCUGACGCUUGCUGGACUUUCUUGGGCGCCCUGACGCCUUCUUCACAACAAUUGAACCUCUCUCCUUGAAGUUCUUGAUGAUCCGAUAAAUGGUUGAUUUAGGUGCAAUCUUACUAGCAGCAAUAUCCUUGCCUGUGAAGCCCUUUUUGUGCAAAGCAAUGAUGACGGCACGUGUUUCUUACUAAAUCAGCAUGACAGAGUGAUCUCCAGCCUUGUCCUCGUCAACACUCUCACCCGUGUUAACGAGAGAAUCACUGACAUGAUGUCAGCUGGUCCUUUUGUGGCAGGGCUGAAAUACAGUGGAAAUGUUUUUGGGGGAUUAAGUUAAUUUUCAUGGCAAAGAGGGACUUUGCAAUUCAUUGCAAUUCAUCUGAUCCCUCUUCAUGACAUUCUGGAGUAUAUGCAAAUUGCCAUCAUCAAAACUGAGGCAGCAGACUUAGUGAAAAUUAGUAUCUGUGUCAUUCUCAAAACUUUUGACCACGACUGUAUGUCUACUGUUCAAAAAUUAACACCAUGAGUCUCCUAGUCUCAACUAUAGAGUCAGUCUGUCAGGAGACUUGUGACUACGCUGUGAUCUGCGCAGUAUUCCUGGUGUCCCACUAGGGUCUGAGGGCAUAGGAGUGGGUCAGGUGUUUGUAAGAGACAGUCCAUCACCCUCUCUGGAGCCACUGAAUGCCCUGUUCCUCCGAGAUGUUCCCUGUGUGUUUCAACUUCUGAUAGCCCCGGUUACACCUACGAGCUGUUCCAAUUGCGGAGGUGCUCCUCCGUUCUUAAGGAUUACCACAUGCGUUUCAAUGUUCAUUGCCUUUACUUGUAAAUUACAAAAUAAAGGGGUACAGCCCUGUACAAACAGUAGAAUACAGAAGAGCUAAAUACCCAACUCAACAUUAGGUAGUGUCCCGUUGAAUACUGAGCCAACUCUGGGUGAUGACAUAACAGGAGGAUAAAGGUCACGGUCAACACCAAUGUCCAUAAUAACCAUGCCCCCAUGAAUAGUAAUAAUACUAUACUGCAGUUAAUUUAUAUAGUGUCUGCACUAUAACAAUGUUUGUUUCUAAAGUUCUAGAUAUGUUAGCCUUGAUCCCGUCAUGGUUUUUCCUCGUCUUUCAGAGCUCCAGAAGUUGCUGGAUGAGAAGAUCAAAGAACUGGCAAAGAAAACACAGGAACUGGAGGAUAAUGCUCCUCAACCAGAGAAUGGUGAGUUUUAUUUAGCCUUUGCCAUUAUAGAGUCUGUUUUCAGUUGAACAGACAGCUUUUACCAUUUAGGCCCAGCCUGCUCAGUAUUUCUCUGUAUAUGAUAUUCCUCAAACUGUUUAGUUUUUUUUUUCAGUUCUAAGGAUCAUUGCAAUACAGAAUGAGAUCUUGAACCUGCAGAAAGGAUUUACCAACGGGACAAACUUUGACCAGAUUGCUGGUGAGUAGCAGGUGUUCUGAAGAACAUAGGAGUCACUGUGUGUUCAGCACGUAAGACCAAUACAAAUAGUUAUCAUGUUUCCUCAAAGGGAUAGUCCUUCACUGGUAGACAUAUAGGAUGGUGUGAUGGAAAUACACUGGAUUUUGCCCAUUCAUGGAGUUUUACAAUCCCAUUAUGCUUGUAACAUUCAAGCUCUUCAAUUAUUCUUGUCCACAGCGCUUGAGAAUGAACUGGAUGAAUUGAUUGCCACAAUCGAGGAGAAGAACAAUGGAAACUGUAAACAAAGUGAGUUUGAAAAGCCUAAUCAUUUCUGGGUUGGCUGCUAUCGUGAUUUGGAUAUUCUACUUUACUUCAAAUGUUGAAUGUUGUGACAUCCUGCAUCCCCCUGCUCAUUUAGUUUUGCAGAUCAUUGCACUCCAAAAUCAAGUCACAAGAUUACAGAGGCAAGAAUUAGAGUUCAAUCAGACAUCUGAGGGCAAGAUUGCUGGUGAGUGCUAUUGUAAUUUUUCUUUAUCCUCAGUAAUAGUCUUAAAGUCACGCUGGAGAGUUUAUUAUCCUUAUAUUCACCACUAAGAGCUUUUUGUAGGCAUACCGUGUAAUAGAAAACUUUGUGGUGGAAAGAGGAGAACAUUUGAAAUAAUGUUUGUGUCUCAUAGAGCUAGAGAAUCAACUACAGGAGACGAGAGAACAGCUGAAUGAAAAGAAAGAGGAGCUGAAAGAAACAGGCAGUAGAAUUCCACAACUCAGUAAGUUGUCAAGCAUGUUUCCAGGAGUUUAUCUACAAGUCAAUAAUUUCUACGGUUUCUGAAUGCUUCAUCCAGAGUGGCGUGCUUUUCUUUUUCAGUUGCAGAGAUCAUGGGACUUCGUAACAAAGUGACAGAGUUAGAGAGAACAUUAUCAGAGCUCAAACAGACAAGUGCUGACAAGAUCGAAGGUAAUUUGGGCUUCAUUCAAAUACUAUUGAAAGUCUUGUUGGGUUGAUGCAAAUACAAAAUUGAGUUUAAAGUGGACGCUAUCUUAACACAGGGGACAUUGUAAUUGGUAAGAUAUAAAAUGUACAGUGCAUUUGGAAAGUAUUCAGACCCCUUGACUUUUUCACAUUUUGUUAUGUUACAGCCUUAUUCUAAAAUUGAUUAAAUAACUAAAAAUCCUCAUCAAUCGACAGACAUUACACCAUAAUGACAAAGCAAAAACAGGUUUAGACAUUUUUGCUAAUUUCUUACUAAUAAAAAACAGAAAUACCUCAUUUACAUAAGUAUUCAGACCCUUUGCUAUGAGACUCAAAAUUGACCUCAGGUGCAUCCUGUUUCCAUUAAGCAUCCUUCAGAUGUUUCUACAACUUGAUUGGAGUCCACCUGUGGUAAAUUCAGUUGAUUGGACAUGAUUUGGAAAGGCACACAACUGUCUAUAUAAGGACCCACAGUUGACAGUGCAUGUCAGAGCAAAGACCAAGCCAUGAGGUCAAAGGAAUUGUCCAUAGAGCUCUGAGACAGGAUUGUGUUGAUGCAAAGAUCUGGGGAAUGGUACCCAAACAUUUCUGCAGCAUUGAAGGUCCCCAAGAACACAGUGGCCUCCAUCAUUCUUAAAUGGAAGAAGUUUGGAACCACCAAGACUCUUCAUAGAGCUGGCCACCUGGCCAAACUGAGCAAUCGGGGGAGAAGGGCCUUGGUCAGGGAGGUGACCAAGAACCCAAUGGUCACUCUGACAGAGCUCCAGAUUUCCUCUGUGGAGAUAGAGAACCUUCCAGAAGGACAACCAUCUCUGCAGCACUUCACCAAACAGGCCUUUAUGGAAGAGUGGCCAGACGGAAGCCACUCCUCAGUAAAAGACACAUGACAGCCUGCUUGGAAUUUGCCAAAAGGCACCUAAAGGACUCUCAGACCAUGAGAAACAAGAUUCUCUGGUCUGAUGGAACCAAAAUUGAACUCUUAGGCUUGAAUGUCAAGCGUCACGUCUGGAAAAACCUGGUGUAACCAACUUCAUAUACAGUGGGGAAAAAAGUAUUUAGUCAGCCACCAAUUGUGCAAGUUCUCCCACUUAAAAAGAUGAGAGAGGGCUGUAAUUUUCAUCAUAGGUACACGUCAACUAUGACAGACAAAAUGAGAAAAAAAAAUCCAAAAAAUCACAUUGUAGGAUUUUUAAUGAAUUUAUUUGCAAAUUAUGGUGGAAAAUAAGUAUUUGGUCAAUAACAAAAGUUUCUCAAUACUUUGUCAUAUACCCUUUGUUGGCAAUGACACAGGUCAAACGUUUUCUGUAAGUCUUCACAAGGUUUUCACACACUGUUGCUGGUAUUUUGGCCCAUUCCUCCAUGCAGAUCUCCUCUGGAGCAGUGAUGUUUUGGGGCUGUCGCUGGGCAACACGGACUUUCAACUCCCUCCAAAGAUGUUCUAUGGGGUUGAGAUCUGGAGACUGGCUAGGCCACUCCAGGACCUUGAAAUGCUUCUUACGAAGCCACUCCUUCGUUGCCCGGGCGGUGUGUUUGGGAUCAUUGUCAUGCUGAAAGACCCAGCCACGUUUCAUCUUCAAUGCCCUUGCUGAUGGAAGGAGGUUUUCACUCAAAAUCUCACGAUACAUGGCCCCAUUCAUUCUUUCCUUUACACGGAUCAGUCGUCCUGGUCCCUUUGCAGAAAAACAGCCCCAAAGCAUGAUGUUUCCACCCCCAUGCUUCACAGUAGGUAUGGUGUUCUUUGGAUGCAACUCAGCAUUCUUUGUCCUCCAAACACGACGAGUUGAGUUUUUACCAAAAAGUUCUAUUUUGGUUUCAUCUGACCAUAUGACAUUCUCCCAAUCCUCUUCUGGAUCCUCCAAAUGCACUCUAGCAAACUUCAGACGGGCCUGGACAUGUACUGGCUUAAGCAGGGGGACACGUCUGGCACUGCAGGAUUUGAGUCCCUGGCGGCGUAGUGUGUUACUGAUGGUAGGCUUUGUUACUUUGGUCCCAGCUCUCUGCAGGUCAUUCACUAGGUCCCCCCGUGUGGUUCUGGGAUUUUUGCUCACCGUUCUUGUGAUCAUUUUGACCCCACGGGGUGAGAUCUUGCGUGGAGCCCCAGAUCGAGGGAGAUUAUCAGUGGUUUUGUAUGUCUUCCAUUUCCUAAUAAUUGCUCCCACAGUUGAUUUCUUCAAACCAAGCUGCUUACCUAUUGCAGAUUCAGUCUUCCCAGCCUGGUGCAGGUCUACAAUUUUGUUUCUGGUGUCCUUUGACAGCUCUUUGGUCUUGGCCAUAGUGGAGUUUGGAGUGUGACUGUUUGAGGUUGUGGACAGGUGUCUUUUAUACUGAUAACAAGUUCAAACAGGUGCCAUUAAUACAGGUAACGAGUGGAGGACAGAGGAGCCUCUUAAAGAAGAAGUUACAGGUCUGUGAGAGCCAGAAAUCUUGCUUGUUUGUAGGUGACCAAAUACUUAUUUUCCACCAUAAUUUGCAAAUAAAUUCAUUAAAAAUCCUACAAUGUGGUUUUCUAGAAUUUAUUUCUCAAUUUGUCUGUCAUAGUUGACGUGUACCUAUGAUGAAAAUUACAGGCCUCUCUCAUCUUUUUAAGUGGGAGAACUUGCACAAUUGGUGGCUGACUGAAUACUUUUUUCCCCCACUGUAGUCACCCAGAAGAAAGACACACAGACACCCACACUUCAGGUUGACUUGGAUUUUAUCUGCAGUAAAAGAUAUCAAACCGUGAUGACAGGGAUUGACAGGACAGUCACAGCUACACAUUCACUGUUUAGGUAGGACACGAGAUAUAUUUUAGAUAGGAGCAACAGUAAUAAUACAUGCCCUCAAUGUGAUGUGACAUCAAUCCAUAAAUACAGAGCACAAGUACAACCGUUUUUAUACAAACCUUUUAAGGUAGUAAGAAAAUAAACAUUCACUUAAUAUUUCAACAAAUUACCUGCUAGCAAUAGCUAGUGUGACAUUACAGUGACGGUGACUGACGGUGCUAGUUAGCGCGUCAUUAACAUGGCUAGCUAAGCCAACAAAAACUUGGUUAACUUGCCGAAAUAGGCUUUAAAUACAUUAACGGCAACAUAAAUAUAUACAUAGUCACAUUCGCUAUUGACUUUAAGAUAUAUGAACCCGUUUUCAAAAGACACAAUUGUGUUAUACAGUUUUAAACAGUUUAUAAUGUACAAAGGAAGGCGACACAAACCUGCUCUCAGAAUAUCUCUCUCAGACUGAAGAGCAGCCAGACCAACUUUCCAAAUAGGGGAGAAGCACUCAAAACUCACUAGUUGUUCUUUCAAGGAAAAUAAUACAAAAAUGGUGAGUCUGAAGACCUCUCGUAUUGCCAACCUUAAUGCAAUGGCAGCAAAUAUUUUUAUGAAUUCGACAACACAUAAUGAAAGGAAACUUAUUUAUAUCACACCUUUUUCUGAAGUGAAUAGUUGCACACGCUACUCUGCAUGCAAACUGUGGUGGUCUUUGGUAUCUACAUUGCACGCAGUGCGAGCGAGGUUGAUGGAAACUCUAAGAUUUUCACUUCGUCACAGUGGCACCAUCCCUACGGUAAAGCUUGGUGGUGGCAGCAUCAUGCUGUGGGUAUGUUUUUAAGCGGCAGGGACUGGGAGACUAGUCAGGAUCGAGGGAAAGAUUAACGGAGCAAAGUACAGAGAGAUCCUUGAUGAAAACCUGCUCAUCAACGCACCUUCCAAUAGGACAACGACCCUAAGCACACGGUCAAGACAACGCAGGAGUGGCUUCGGGACAAGUCUCUGAAUGUCCUUGAGUGGCCCAACCAGAGCCCGGACUUGAACAUGAUCGAACAUCUCUGGAGAGACCUGAAUAUAGCUGUGCAGGACGCUCCGCAUCAGACCUGACAGAGCUUGAGAGGAUCUACAGAGAAGAAAGGGAGAAACUCCCCAAAUACAGGUGUGCCAAGCUUGUAGCGUCAUACCCAAGAAGACUGUAAUCGCUGCCAAAGGUGCUUCAACAAAGUACUGAGUAAAUGGUCUGAAUACUUAUGUAAAUGUGAUAUUUCCGUUUUUUAUUUUUAAUACAUUUGCAAACAUUUCUAAAAACCUGUUUUUGCUUUGUCAUUAUGGGGUAUUGUGUGUGUAGAUGAGGGUAAAAACUAUUUAAUCAAUUUUAGAAGGCUGUAACAUAACAAAAUGUGGGAAAAGUCAAAGGGUCUUAAUACUUUCUGAAUGCACUGUAAAUAAAUGUCUUUCCUCCUCAGAUAUACAGAGUCUACUGAAGGAGAAGAGAAAACAGCUUGAAGACAACACUACACACCUGAGGGCUGUGGAUGCCAAAAACGCAGAACAAAGUAUGUUGACAAGAGUAUUUAUAAAAUAAUAAUUAAACAUUUAUAAUCUUCUAAAAAGUUAAAUACCAGUAUUUGAUGUUAGUAUGAAAUUACACAGUGACUUUCUGUUCUGUUCUGUUCUUUCAGUUCUGAAGAUUAUUGAACUGCAGAAACAAAUGAAUGAGAUACGGAUGGAAGUUUCAAAAACUAAAGAUGAAACGGCACAAGACAUCUCUGGUUUGUCUAUGUCUCAUAUUCCAUUUACAGUUGAAGUCGGAAGUUUACAUACACUUAGGUUGGAGUCACUAAAACUCAUUAAAACUCAUUUUUCAACCACUCCACAAAUGUCUUGUUAACAAACUAUAGUUUUGGCAAGUCGGUUAGGACAUCUACUUUGUGCAUGACACAAGUAAUUUUUCCAACAAUUGUUUACAGACAGAUUAUUUCACUUAUAAUUCACUGUAUCACAAUUCCAGUCCCAGAACAACAGCAAACAGGUACAAAAGUAUCUAUAUCCACAGUAAAACUAGUCCUAUAUCAACAUAACCUGAAAGGCCGCACAGCAAGGAAGAAGCCACUGCUCCAAAACCGCCAUAAAAAAAUCCAGACUAAGGUUUGCAACUGCACAUGGGGACAAAGAUCUUACUUUUUGGAUAAAUGUUUGCCCAUAAUGACCAUCGUUAUGUUUGGAGGAAAAAAGGGGGACUUGCAAAAAGAAGAACACCAUCCCAACCGUGAAGCACGGGGGUGGCAGCAUCAUGCUGUGGGGGUGCUUUGCUGCAGGAGGGACUGGUGCACUUCACAAAAUAGAUGGCAUUAUGAGGAAAGAAAAUUAUGUGGAUAUAUUGAAGCAACAUCUCAAGACAUCAGUCAGGAAGUUAAAGCUUGGUCGCAAAUGGGUCUUCCAAAUGGACAAUGACCCCAAGCAUACUUCCAAAGUUGUGCCAAAAUGGCUUAAGGACAACAAAGUCAAGGUAUUGGAGUGGCCAUCACAAAGCCCUGACCUCAACCCUAUAGAAAAUGUGUGGGCAGAACUGAAAAAGUGUGUGCGAGCAAGGAGGCCUACAAACCUGACUCAGUUACACCAGCUCUGUCAGGAGGAAUGGGCCAACAUAUUGUGGGAAGCUUGUGGAAGGCUACCCAAAACGUUUGACCCAAGUUAAACAAUUUAAAGGCAAUGCUACCAAAUACUAAUUGAGUGUAUGUAAACUUCUGACCCACUGGGAAUGUGAUGAAAGAAAUAAAAGCUGAAAUAAAUCAUUCUCUCUACCAUUAUUCUGACAUUUCACGUUCUUAAAAUAAAGUGGUGAUCCUACCUGACCUAAGACAGGGAAUUAUUACUAGGAUUAAAUGUCAGGAAUUGUGAAAAACUGAAUUUAAAUGUAUUUGGAUAAGGUGUAAAUAAACUUCCAACUUCAACUGUGUGUAUAAUUAUCAAAAUCUCACAUGUUGAAUAAUGUUAAAAAUAAAUGGAUUUGAGGGAAAUGUUGCAUGUAUAGUCAUUAUGAUGUACCGAUUAUAUGUAGCAAUAUGCUAACGUUAGUACUUGAAUUACAGCGCUUCAGGAACAACUACAGGCCAGAGAGGAAGAUAGCGCCAGAUGUCAGGCCCAGAACAAAGGUAAGCCAAGAUCAGGUUCUUCUGAUAUUAGUCUGGUUCACCAGUUUGUGUAACUAGACACUUGGUGAGCAUAGCUGCUUGAAUCACAACUACAGGUAAAGAAACAGAAGCACACAUCUCAUCAGUCUAAUAUUCUUUUCUCAAACCAGACCUGGAGAAGAGGCUGGGCGAUAAGGAUGAACAGUGCUCUGGACUCCAGGACAGAUAUGACAGUGAGCUUCACCUCUCUCUACUUUUUGCUGAUGACACUGAGGGAUCGACAUAAUAGAACCCUAUUGAAUAGAACUUAGUUAAAAGCUGAUUUGUAUUGGUCUCUCACAGGUCUGCAAGAUAAGCUUGGUGCUUCACUGAAUAAACUGGACAAUGUAACUGGAUACAACGACAAACUUGGUGAGUGGAUAAAUGUACAUCAGUGCUCACAGAUGAAUGAGUCGAGUAGUCUCGUUACUCAGCUCAUUUCAAUGUGUUCUGUCAGUUCUUGAGGUAUGGACGCUGACUAAUGAGGUAGACGAUCUAAAGAAGAGAACUGUGACUUCUGCAGCUAAGAUCAAUGGUGAGUAUCCCUGUUGCCGCUCAUUAUUCAUAGCAAAUCAUGUUUGUUUCUAAAGAUAUGUUAGCGUUGAUCCCGUCAUGAUUUUUCCUCAUCUUUCAGAGCUCCAGAAGUUGCUGGAUGAGAAGAUCAAAGAACUGGCAAAGAAAACACAGGAACUGGAGGAUAAUGCUCCUCAACCAGAGAAUGGUGAGUUUUAUUUAGCCUUUGCCAUUAUAGAGUCUGUUUUCAGUUGAACAGACAGCUUUUACCAUUUAGGCCCAGCCUGCUCAGUAUUUCUCUGUAUAUGAUAUUCCUCAAAUUGUUAAGGUGUUUGUUUGUUGCAGUUCUAAGGAUCAUAGCAAUACAGAAUGAGAUCUUGAACCUGCAGAAAGGAGUUAGCAAUGGGACAAACUUUGACCAGAUUGCUGGUGAGUAGCAGGCGUUCUGAAGAACAUAGGAGUCACUGUGUGUUCAGCACAUAAGACCAAUACAAAUAGUUAUCAUGUUUCCUCAAAGGGAUAGUCCUUCACUGGUAGACAUAUAGGAUGGUGUGAUGGAAAUACACUGGAUUUUGCCCAUUCAUGGAGUUUUCCAAUCCCAUUAUGCUUGUAACAUUCAAGCUCUUCAAUUAUUCUUGUCCACAGCGCUUGAGAAUGAACUGGAUGAAUUGAUUGCCACAAUCGAGGAGAAGAACAAUGGAAACUGUAAACAAAGUGAGUUUGAAAAGCCUGAUCAUUUCUGGGUUGGCUGCUAUCGUGAUUUGGAUAUUCUACUUUACUUAGGUUCGUUAAAGGAAUUAUCCUCCUAAAACCACUAAUUCUUAUGAUUUACGAUGUUAAAUAACUCUAAUAUGCGAGAACAAAUGUUUUUUGUUUACACAUUUUUCACUUUGUCAAGAUUGGGAGCAACAUCUGAAAAUCGUUGAAAUCUUUUACAGCUAAAUUGACUACAAAACUCACAAUCCAGUGCUCUCUCGCUCUGUUCAAGCUUGCUAGUUAGCUAGCUAUGUAGCUAGCUAGCAAACGUAGUUACACACAAUAAUACCAAUGUCAAUAUCAGCAUGUGAAGUAUCUAGCUAGCUGUAAAAUCGCAGAAACAAACUGCACUAUCAAUUAAGGAGUGUAUAUUUUCACCAUGUUCAACGUGGUAGUCUCGUGUGUCUCUCGUAUGCCUCUGUAACUUUCUUGAUUCAUUUAGGAUUAUCCAUAAUCAUGGUAGCAUCCACAUUAAUGUAAAAGUGUUUCGAGACAUAUUAUAUUCUUAUUUACAAUAAAAGCAACUCCAAAAUAACACAAUACAUUAAUUAAUUAAUUAAUUUCUGUUGGGCACAAAAUAAUCUGAAACACAACCAAAACAAACCUCAAAUGCAUCCAACAAGUUUGUAGAGUCACAAGCUUGAUGUAAUCAUUGCGUGCUAGGAAUAUGGGACCAAAUACAAAACUUUUCACUACUUUAAUACACAUAAGUGAAUUUGUCCAAAUACUUUUGGUCCCCUAAAAUGGGGGGACUAUGUACAGAAAGUGAUGUAAUUUUUAAAUGGUUCACCAGAUAUGGAUGAAAAUACCCACAAUUUAAAGCUGACAGUUUGUACUUUAACCUCAUAGUCAUUGUUUCAUUCCAAAUCCAAAGUUCUGGAGUACAGAGCCAAAACAACCACAAAACGUGUCACUGUACAUACUUUUGGAGCUCUCUGUAUCUCUAAUGACGAGAACCAUACCAUGAUGAUGUAGUACAUCACAUUUCAUUUCAGGGUGAAUUAUCCCUUUUAAAUUGGGAGAAUUAUGAAGGUAACAAUUGUUGAAUGUUGUGACAUCCUGCAUCCCCCUGCUCAUUUAGUUCUGCAGAUCAUUGCACUCCAAAAUCAAGUCACAAGAUUACAGAGGCAAGAAUUAGAGUUCAACCAGACAUCUGAGGGCAAGAUUGCUGGUGAGUGCUAUUGUAAUUUUUCUUUAUCCUCAGUAAUAGUCUUAAAGUCACGCUGGAGAGUUUAUUAUCCUUAUAUUCACCACUAAGAGCUUUUUGUAGGCAUACCGUGUAAUAGAAAACGUUGUGGUGGAAAGAGGAGAACAUUUGAAAUAAUGUUUGUGUCUCAUAGAGCUAGAGAAUCAACUACAGGAGACGAGAGAACAGCUGAAUGAAAAGAAAGAGGAGCUGAAAGAAACAGGCAGUAGAAUUCCACAACUCAGUAAGUUGUCAAGCAUGUUUCCAGGAGUUUAUCUACAAGUCAAUAAUUUCUACGGUUUCUGAAUGCUUCAUCCAGAGUGGCGUGCUUUUCUUUUUCAGUUGCAGAGAUCAUGGGACUUCGUAACAAAGUGACAGAGUUAGAGAGAACAUUAUCAGAGCUCAAACAGACAAGUGCUGACAAGAUCGAAGGUAAAUUGGGCUUCCUUAAAACACUAUUGAACGUCUUGUUGGGUUGACGCAAAUAAAGAAUUGAGUUGAAGUGGAUGCUAUUUUAGCGGUAGACUCAGCGAUAUGACGUUGAUGCAGAAAGUACAUUUCCACAACAACUAAAAUCGUUGAAGCGUAAGGCUUAACUUCUCCGCUGUUUUGGUGUCCUGGCUACAACGCUGUGAACAGCGUGAAGCGAAACCGAGCACAGGCGCAGAUAAUGUGUGAGAACGAAGCGUUGCAUCUCGCUCAUCUCAACAUCUCUUGUGCUGCUCGUGGCAACUUCAUUUCGCAGUCUACCUUUAUUUAACACAGGGUAGAGUAUAAAUGGUAAGAUAUAUAAAUGUCUUUCCUCCUCAGAGCUACAGAGUCUACUGAAGCAGAAGAGCAAGCAGCUUGAAGACAACGCUACACAACUGAGAGCUGUGGAUGCCAAAAAUGCAGAACAGAGUAUGUUGACAAGAGUCAUUUUUAGAAGUCAUUCAACAUUUAUAAUCUUAUAAAAAGUUGAAUACCAGUGUUUGAUGUUAGUAUUGAAUUACACAGUGCCUUUUUGUUCUGUUCUUUCAGUUCUGAAGAUCAUUGAACUCCAGAAAGAAAUGAAAGCCAUACGAACGGAAGCUUCAAAAGCCAAAGAUGAAACUGCAGCAGAAAUCUCUGGUUUGUCUAUUUUGUCUCAUGUUCCACUUAUGUAUAAUCAUCAAAAUAUCACAUUGAAUAGUGUUAAAAAUACAAGGGUUUGGGGAGUCGUUCUGUCUAUAGUCAUUAUGAUUCAUUUUGCUUUCCUUCAACCCAGAGCUACAGAAACAACUUAAAGCCAAGGAGAAGCUGAAUUCAAGACUGGACUCCAGAAAUAGAGGUGUGACACACAGGUCCCUGAAAGCCUUUCUGGUCAUCUUGGGGGGAAAUAUUUGAACUUCUCUCUUUCAUCUCUUUUUAGAGCUGGAGAAAUUACAGAAGGAAAUGAAAAUGGAAUGUGAUGAAAUCCAGCACAGGUGCAAUGGUGAGAUUUUCAUUGUACUUCGUUAACAGUUUCAAUAGAUGUAAAUGAUUUGCUGAAUGUGGUGUACUGAACAACAUGUAUCACCCAGAGGUACAGCGACAAAACGAUCAAAACCAAGAGGACUUGCUUAAACUGCAGCAGCAAUUGCGAGAGAAGGAGGCAGCCUUCAAUAGACUGCAGCAGCAACUCAGAGACAGCAAGGAUGACAAUGCCAGACUACAGGGGAUAAAUAAGAGUGAGAUAUUCGUAUUAUCAGCGACCAAUCAAUAGGACAGUGAUUAUAAUGUAAACCAAACACUGAACAUGUAAAAGAGUUCAACAAUAGCCUUCAAUACUGCAAAUAAUUUUGAGGAGUUGUCUCGUUUGUUGUCUCAAGCUAUUUCUCUCUCGCCCCUCCUUUCACUCUAUAAAGGUUUGCAAGACGAGAAUGACAAACUCAAGAUGAAUUUACAAGGUAAGAUGUGUCUUUUUACCUUUGUCAGACAAAAACAUGUCAAGGCUUUUAUUGUGAAUUAAUACAAUGUCUUUGGGUUGCACUCUUCUCUUAGAUCUUCAGGUCGAUCCAGAAACGAUUGUCCAUAGCUGUAAGUCUGGAAGAUAAUUGACAUAUCAACAUUGAAUGGAUGUACAUGUGUGAAGCAUAUUGCAUGAAUGUCUGGCUCUGUGCAGUAGAGACUAUUACUAUAUCCAUUCCUCUCUACCCACAGCUAAGGUGGCCUUAGACCCGGACACAGCCCAUCCUAAAAUCAUUCUGUCACUGGAUGAGACAGAAAUGUCUGUAGCACAACAGCGACGUAAUGUCCCCAACAAUCCAGGGCGGUAUGACUUGUCUCUUGCUGCUCUUGGAAAGACUGGGUUUAACAGGGGGAGAAAUUACUGGGAGGUUGAAGUGGCUGGGAAGACAUGUUACAACAUCGGAGUUGCCAGCGGAUCAGCUAAUAGGAAGGGGCAGCUGAAACUAAAACCAGCAGAUGGCUACUGGACCAUGAUCUUGACGAAACAAGGUGCGCUCAAAGCCCUUGCAGCUCGUCCACUUGACAUUCAGCUGUCUGCACUCCCCCAGAAGUUUGGAAUACUAUUGGACUACAAGAAGGGAGAGGUCUCUUUCUACAAUGCAGAUACCAGGUCUCUUCUCCAUACAUUCACAGGCAAUAGAUUCACGGAUAAACUAUAUCCAUUCUUCAAUACCUGUCUGGAGACUAAUGAUGAGGAUGCUCCGAUUGUCUUAACUCGUGUUGGCUCAGUGUCAUGGAUACAGUAGAGAUAUUGCAUUUGACAUCAAAUUAAUUUCAGUAUAAAAUCUUCACGUAGAAUCAUCUUUAAAAAUGUAAUCAUUUCUGUGGUGUUGAUUCAAGAUUAUGUUAUUUCAAUUAUGCAUUUUCAAUCAUUCAACAAAUAAAAUAUGGCACCUGAUCUAUGAAAUAGCAUUUUAUUUCUGGCAUUGUAGAAAACUGCUCAAGAUCAUUACAGAAGUAUAAGCAUUCCCACUGGUAACAGAAUUGGCCCUGGUCUCUCACACUUAUUUAUCUACCUCUAGUCUACACUCACUCCAUUUUACCUGAACACAGCUGUGGUGUAACUGCACUGAGAGAAGAGCAAAGGGUUGAUCAAUAAGGAUAUUACAUCUAUCCAUUAGUUUGGUAAUUGAGAAUUAAAUGAAUAUGUUCACCUUAUUCAGUCCAUGUCUUCUCCUGUACUACCCACAAGUAUGUCAUCAACAGAAUAUGUAUCAAUACUAUAAGGGCUUUCUCAUACUUUACUAGAUUCAUCUCAGCCCUAGCCAGAAAAAAUGAUUUUACAUUUAUAUUUUAGUCAUUUAGCAGACGCUCUUAUCCAGAGCGACUUACAGGAGCAAUUAGGGUUAAGUGCCUAGCUCAAGGGCACAUCGACAUUUUUCACCUAGGGGCACAUCAAAAAUGUUCACCUAGUUGGCUCGGGGAUUCGAACCAGCGACCUUUCAGUUACCGGCCCAACGCUCUUAACCACCCCCCCGUUCUUCACUGUCUCCACACAUAUGCUUCCCCAUGUACCACUCCAACUUUACUUGUUUCUAUCUGUCUACCACCCACGCAUUGUCUAUCCAUUCUACACCCUCUUCUCCCGUAUCCCUCAAUCCCUGCCUGCUGUCCCAGCUACACCUCUGUAGAAGUGGGCAACAAAGAUCGGGUCCCUCUCUUCUAGAAUGUGCAGGAAACUGUUCCUCUCCUCCUCACUCCAUGACUCAAACCAUUGGGUCCAGAGGCGCAGUUGGCACUCAAAGAUAUUUGGUGGGCUGUCCUUAACCUAGAAUCAGAAAGGAACAGAUGGUGGUGAGGGUUUCAGUGCAAAUGAGAUCAACAUGACUGUUACAUUACUAGUAACUGGAGUAACUGGUAUCUGGAGGACAAACCAUUACAUAAUUGUAAUAGCAAGAUGGGUUGUACCUGUAGCGUAUUGAGCGACUCGAGGAGGGUACACACUUUCCCUGGCACAGCUUUCCCCAACAGGUCCUGCAGAAACCGUUCCCUCUGGGCAGUGCCCCAGCUCAGGAACCAGCUCAAUACACAACGCUGCUCCUGAAGAGUUACAUAGGAGAGUGGCAGGGGCUCUCUGCCUGCCGCUGAGUUCAGAGAGGUACAAGAUAGGUUCUCCAAGCUGGGAGGCACUAAACCCUGUGGUACUGACGGAAAGUCUGCCUGGCUGGGUGAAGACGAACUGGACUGUGCGCAGAGCCAACCCUGUCCAGCAGUGUUAG